CCCGAACUCCAAAAGUCUAAAGAGAGGUUAAAAUUGUUUUGAAUUGAGACGACUCACGGAAAGAUCAGUUGUUCGUAUUAUUUACGAAGAUGAGUCGAAAGGAAGCAUUAUCUCAAUUUAUACAACAAAUUCAUGGACGACCUGUUGUUGUAAAGCUGAACAGCGGUGUUGAUUACAGAGGUGUAUUAGCUUGUAUAGAUGGCUACAUGAACAUAGCGCUUGAACAAACAGAAGAAUAUGUUAAUGGACAAUUAAAGGAUAAAUAUGGAGAUGCUUUUAUACGGGGGAACAAUGUGUUGUAUAUCAGUACACAGAAACGUAGAAAUUAAUCGUGUGAAAUACAAAUAAAUAAAAACUAAAUGUUUAUUUAAUAUAUU
Molecule: messenger RNA, 377 nt
Organism: Cyphomyrmex costatus
Lineage: Eukaryota; Metazoa; Arthropoda; Insecta; Hymenoptera; Formicidae
Product: U6 snRNA-associated Sm-like protein LSm6
Exons: 3
Coding region: 90-329 (79 amino acids)
Biological process (GO): mRNA splicing, via spliceosome; maturation of SSU-rRNA
Cellular component (GO): U4/U6 x U5 tri-snRNP complex; nucleolus; P-body
Molecular function (GO): RNA binding
Source: RefSeq, a predicted model, not a curated record